CUCCUGAGGUUAAAACCUCCACAGCAGCACCAGACGUCAGAGCUCUCCAUCCACACGCUGGAACAGACGCUAAAAUGACUGAAUAUCACCUCAGACUGGGAUGUUCAACACGUGCUCGCUGGGUUUUUCUGUUCAGUGUCACUCCGUGAAAACACAAAGACUGGAAUAAUCUCACUCAAAUCAACUCGACUCUAGAAGCACCACAGACAGAAACAGCGUUGCAUCAUGGGGGUUGCGGUCUACAACAUCUCGUCCACCUCGGCCAGAGUGAGCUGGCCGCCGUCGCCCAGCUGCCUGGACACUUUCUACAGCGUCAUGUACGACCCCAACUGGAACAGCCUGCUGAUGAGCUACAAGCGCAAGAGCUUCAUGCACGAGGAACGCAUCCCCGUCAGCCAGAGCAGCACGCACCUGGCCAACCUGCUCCCCCAGACCGCCUACUUCCUGUGUGUGACCUGUCAGGCGGCCAAUCCGGUGCGGGACCAGUGCCAGGUGUUCAGCACUCCCAGCGACAACAGCGAAGGUCACGACCGAGCCGGCUGGGAGCUCGCCAUGGGCGUCUGGCUGACCUGCUGCAUCUUGCUCCUGGUCAUCGCCGGCAUCCUGUUGUGGGGAUGUCUUCACACCAUCUGCUCCACCAUCCCCAGUCAGGGCGCCGACGGCUGCCACGUAGCAACCAACUCCAACUCCAUGUCCCGCCAAGACAUGUCCGGGUCCGGACGCCUCUACGCUCACAGACGCACCAGCGAGGACAGCGGCAAACGCGGCAGCAUCAUGCAGCCCCCGCUCCACUCCACGCAGACCACCGGACACAUAAUUACCCAGGACCACGAGCUGAGGACGCUCGCUAAGCUGUCUGGCAGCGAGCCAGCGUGA
This is a messenger RNA of Sebastes umbrosus (honeycomb rockfish), 876 nucleotides long. RefSeq names its product fibronectin type III domain-containing protein 9. Lineage: Eukaryota; Metazoa; Chordata; Actinopteri; Perciformes; Sebastidae. The coding region runs from base 226 to 876 and encodes 216 amino acids. The transcript has 2 exons. The record is from RefSeq and is a predicted model, not a curated record. Gene Ontology annotation, molecular function: protein binding.